AUGGGCGAGUGGGACGUCCGCGCCAAGACCGAGUUCUUCAGCCACAUCGAACUUAGGGCUGUCAGCGCCCUCGUCACCCGCAGUAUUACGCGGCAGCAUCAUCAACGUAUCGCAAUUAUUACGCUAGAACGCAGCGUGACUUCCGUCCAACGUGAGUUCAAGCAACUGUGUUCUCCCCCACAUCUCGCCCGUUUGUCCCCGGGACGCCUUACAAAGCUACGUAGGUCAGAGGUGCCACUCCACUGGCUGGGGCAAGGAUGCCUUCGGGAAAGGAGGGCAGUUCCAAACUACCUGAAGGAGCGUGGAGCUGCCCAUCAUCCUCCCACCGCCAGUGCGAGGCAGGCCGCAGCGCACCCGCUCGGCCCAACUUCUCCUGCCAAUCGGUACCUCUGCGCCGGAGGAGAAGGAGGCAAAGACGCUUGCAAGGGCGACGGCGGAGGUCCCUUGGUGUGUGACGGUCCCCACGGCGCCGUGCAGCUGUCAGGGCUAGUGUCCUGGGUGUCUGAAUACUGGAAGUCAAAUCCUAGGAAGUUUUGUGAUUUCUGUAAAUGCUGGAUAGCAGACAACAAGCCUAGCAUCGAAUUCCACGAGAGGGGAAAACGUCACAAAGAAAAUGUGCAGAUACGGCUGGCAGAGAUGGGAAAGAAGGGACGGGAGGAUUUUGAGGCCAAGCAAAAUGAAGCUGACUUUCUCAAAUCAAUGGAAGAGGCAGCAUUAAAGGCAUACAAAAGCGACAUUGAGCAGAAUCCCGACAUGACAGGAUCCAAAAUAAGCGAAAUUGCCGCAGCUAGUAAUGCAGAAAUUGUCAUCAAGAAUAAAAAGACAGAAUCAAAAACCAGCAGUAGCAGUAAAAAAGAAUCAUCUGUAAUCAAGAACUGGUAUGAAGCGAAGUCGCCAGAAGGUUACACUUAUUACUGGCACAUUGGAACAGGUGAAUCAAAAUGGGAGACUCCAGAUGAAGGUUACUUAUCCAUAGAAGAACAGGAAAAAUUGAGCACCAAGAGUAGCAAAGGAUCAGAGAACACUACAGCAGCCUCUGCCUCUCUUCCUUGCGGUCCAGUGCAGAAAGCAGAAGCCUUUAGCUCGUGGAAAAAAGUUGAAAAGGAACCAGCCAAGCAGAUUGACUACCAGUUGCCAGAGCUCCCUGAAAAUGAGUACUAUGGUCCAGAGCUGUCCUUCAAACAACAGGAGUCUACUUUUAAGGUGAAGACAGUGACUCUCUCAGCAAAGGACAGAAGCAGUGGAGAAAGUGUAGGAUUCAAGAAGAGAAGAGCAGCCGACGACAUGAAAAAGAACAUGAGACGGAGAACAGAGGAUUUAUAGUUGUUUCCUCCUCUUUUGUCUUUUUCUUUUCUUUUUUUGUCUCCUUUAUUUUAGUGAUUUUAUUUCCAUCCUAUUUGCUCUUUUUUAUUGUCCUUCUUUCAUGCCUAUAUAUAAUUUUCCAUUUUUCCCUUUACUAUAUUCUCUCUUAUUCCUUUUCUUUCUCUGUUUCUCUCUGACUCUUUCUUUUAGUAAACUAUCCUAUUAUGUGAUGGUUAAAGAGACACACAUUGUAAUUUUGAAUAAAAGCCUUGUUGAUA
This is a messenger RNA of Penaeus indicus, 1580 nucleotides long. Its product is annotated as WW domain-binding protein 4-like. Lineage: Eukaryota; Metazoa; Arthropoda; Malacostraca; Decapoda; Penaeidae. The transcript is spliced from 7 exons. The record is from RefSeq and is a predicted model, not a curated record. The coding region runs from base 1 to 1323 and encodes 440 amino acids. Gene Ontology annotation, molecular function: protein binding; zinc ion binding; serine-type endopeptidase activity. Gene Ontology annotation, cellular component: nucleus; precatalytic spliceosome. Gene Ontology annotation, biological process: proteolysis; mRNA splicing, via spliceosome.